GUUGGCUGGACCAACGAUUAGUUGUUGAGUCUGUGGAUUUAUAUGUAACAUAAGACGUACUUUACGUCGAUACAAGCUAAAUAUGUAGCAGACGAGAGAAAGUGUCAUACACUGAGCGUCAGACAGAUUUCUAUAUUACAGAAGAAAAAUAAUAACAAGUUGGCGUAGAAAUAAUAUUUCCAAAUUACUUAAUGUAUAAUGGAGACUGAGGUACAUAUCAUUCAACCAAAUGAUCCAACUGUACCAAUCGUAUCAGAUAGAAGUGAUGGGAAUGAGUAUAUUGAUACUAACAUGAUGGCCGCUGCGAUCACAGCACCACAGUCCACUAUGUACUUGACUGUGGAACAAACAAUUAGUGCUACGAGGCGCAAACUAGAAGAACAUAUCCAAAUAGCUGCUCAGAACAAUCAGACAAACAACGAUGAGACAGCUCAGCUAGCUAAAGAUGUGGUUAAUAUCCCGUGUCCGUUGGGAAUGAAAUAUGCGAGGCUGGAUUUCCCAGUGUUACUCCGAAUGAACUAUAACAAACUGGGCCAGGACUCUAUCGCUAAGCUCGUAUCAGCACUCGGAAUACUGGAAAAAUAUGGAAUCAAUUUAUUAAAAGUAAACAAGCCUAAUGUAUGGAGGAGUGUUCGGUUUUCAAACGUGAUAUUUCGUACAAAGGUGGAUAUUGUCGAAGGUGCCCGGAAUGUUCUUCAACUUCUUGGAUACACAGAGGAUGUUGAUGAUGGAUUGACUUAUCCAGACGAAGUUGAAAAUCCUAAUAUUGCAGAGGUUGUUAAAGUAACUGCAGACCUCAUCAUAGCCAAACAUGAAAUAGAAGCUAUUCAAAAAAACUGCCACCCUCAGCCUGAUGCUGUGAAACAGUACAAGAUGCCCAGUUAUCAGAGUACCCCUGGAUCUGUAAGGUCUAUGCAGCAAAGAUUGAGUACACAACUGGAGAAAGUGCACCAGCAACAAUCUGGUAUGCCUAGCCGUGUAGUCGGUGGAGUAGCAUUACCAGGAAUGACAUAUCCCCCUAAAACAGUCUCUGCUCUUGGCCGACGUCCACCACCACCACCUCCUCAGAAAGAUGUCCCUUCAGGGUCUGUUACCCAGCCAACAAUCUCUAAGCCACCAACCAGUCAAUUGCCUUCAUCAUUACUUACUGAUACUCCAACUGGAGCAGAAUCUUCAAUAUUGGACAAUACUCUAGAAAUCAAAAGGCCUCCAACUAUGGAACCUGCUAUAGGACCUGCUGUUCCAACAACACAACAAAAAAGACGAGCCCCACCAAGACCCAUAUCAACAUUAGAAAACUUCCCACCUGACACUGUUGAGAAUGAAGCUACACUUUGUGACUUGUGUGGACAGUGUCCUGCUACAAAGCUGUGUGAUGAAUGUGGUGACAAGCGAUGUGACGAAUGUGACAAUAGAUGGCAUCAACACGCUGCACGUAAUUCGCAUCAUCGACGAUCUUUCCAGGCUGUGGAUAAAAAAGCUGAAACAUCAACUGUGGUGUCUCCGCCCCCACAGACACUGCAUAGAAGCAGGAGUGAUGUAUCAUUGCCUAAGAAGCCUGUCCCUACACCAAGGAAACGAGCAAAACCAAGACCUGAAUCUGUAUCAUCUGUGUACGAAAUGCAAAGCAAAUCUGAGGAACAAACAUCACCCAACAUUCACUUACACACCUUACCAAAAAGUCGUUCAACUACUUCAGUAUCAAGUUUUCAACAACCUCUUCCUGCUGUUGGCUCACAGUCGAAUGCUUACCUACCUGAGCUUGAGCAGGAAGCUCUGAUGCCACAACCAAAAGACAGAAGAGAGGAGGAGAGAAAGUUUUUAUUGAUGUUAGAAUUGAUUAAUAUUGAUAUAGAUCAAAGCCGGAAAAUAGUGCACGAAUUAAGAGACCAACAGGAUGCUAUGAAGAGGCACAAUCUAGAGGCAUGGCAGACUCCACAUUACCAACAGAUUGAGCUAGAGAUACAGAAGGAAAUGAAAAAUGAGAAAGACUUGAUGGUUCAAAAAUCUGCUUUGACAAAAGAAUUCAGACAAGGUUUGUCGGUGAUGGCACAAUCACUGUAUGGGCCCUUUCCAUCCAGUGUUGUGCACCAGCCUCCUGGAUCAUAUCAUCUACCACCUGAGCUAAUUCCACCUAGUGAUACCCUCUUGCAGUCACAUCUACCUGCCCAAAUGGUGCAACCACUUCGUACUAAUGCUUUGGGAAUUGGAAGCAGUAAUCAGUAUGCCUCAUUACAAAGACUGCCUGGACAAGUUCACCGAAGGCAAGACAGUGCUCACGAGAGCCACUUGGCUACAAUGCCACGUAGGUCUGUGUGUCCGUCAUGCAAGUAUUUGAAUAUUUCUGGUGUUGAGGCUUGCUCACAGUGUUCUCUGAACCUGUUGCCUUCUACUAAGAAACCUUCAGUAUUAAGCAGUAGUUAUCAGAAUAAGCUGCAUGACAUUCAACAAAUUGAGAUGAUGCAGACAAAAGAGUGUAAUAGGUGUGGAACGUCAAACAAAGCUGCUAAUAAGAUAUGUGCGGCUUGUCAACUACCCUUGUUGAGUAAAGCACCAGAAUCUAAGAUUGGUGGCAUGGAUUUUGAUCUACUCGAAUCACCACCACAGCCUCCUGCGCGGAGACAAAAACAUAAACAGAACCAACAAAUAGAAGAAGUAAAACAUCUGAUCCCCGCUGCUGUUACAGCUGGGCCUGAAUCUUCAAGCACUGAAUCAGCGAGUAAAAAGCACAUGUGGUCUUGCGAACACUGCACCUAUCUCAACACUAACCCUGAUACUCGUAUCUGUGAAGUGUGCAGUCGAACUACACAUAGUAUCCCCAUGGUAGGAAAACAAAAUGCGAGAAUCUCCAAGUCAGAUGGCAAUGACUCUGAUGAUAUACUGCCAAAAUCUGCUUUUAUAGCCCACAGCUCUGUGGAGAAUAUAGUAGACAAAACAAAAUCGGAAGAGAUAAAAUCAUCAAAACAACCAAUCUCCAGAUUUGUAUCUAUGCAGGAAGACCAGGAACAGGUGGUCAGAGAGAAAUUGCAGGCUAAAAAAGAAUGGCAAGAACAAUUAAGGCAAGAGGAAGAAGAGGCAAAGAAACAAGAAACAUUGACUGGAAGUAGAAAAACAGCGAAUACAAAAUUGGAUACAGAUUUGACAUCAUCUAUCAUUGAAGACAGUGAUCCUUUUGGAAAGAUCGACAUCGACAGGUGGGAGAAGAAACAACCAGACCUUUUGAAACUAGAGACACAACAAAUUCAAGAUUGGAAGAGACAGGAUCGACAGCAACAGGAGAUUAAAGAAAGGAAACUACUUGAAGAACAACGAAAUGAUGGGUUGAAAUUUAUUAAUCUAUUGAGGAAAGUCGAUGAGAAUACGUAUAACGUGAACGAACUAGAAAUUGCCUUACAUUUAUGUGACACUAAAGAACCUUUCAAAUGGCUACAAGAUGACUGGCCUGCGCUUAUAGAAGAAAUUAUCAACAUGUCAAGUAUACAGGCUCAGUAUGAUGAGCAAUAUAUUUGGGGUCGCAUCACUACUGAAGAAGCGAAAGAAGCUGCAUUACGCCACCUUGGCGAUGUCAAAAGAUCUGCAGAGGAAAGCUUAAUAAAGCGAAAGAAUGAGAUAGAAGAAUUCUUGGACCUUGGCAUUUAUGGCAGAGAAAACCUCUCUGAAGCUCUGAAGCGUAAUCAGGGUGAUAUUAAAAAGUCUAUUGCAGACUUAGAGAAACAGACCUUGGAACCCUUUUUAAACCGUGUAUGGGAUGAAGGUAGCGAAGUCUCAGUGACGAAAACUGAAGCAAUAGAUCAGAAUGUAAACUAUGAGAGGCGAAUAAGAUUAAUUUUGGCAGAGUAUAAAAUGGUGAGCUGGGGAAGAGCUGAGACUGCUAUUAAAUUGCUUGCCCUCAAUAAAGAAAAUGCUGAUGAUGCUAUUGUUGCUGCUCGCGAAUGUGGAGAUAUGCAGAAAGCUAUAAGAUUCUUAGAACAAUACUCAUGUGAAGUAUGUAUAACGCCCAUGCCAAUGAAUAGGUUGUACACCCUCUCCCAUUGUCAAUGUAAAAUAUGCAAGGAAUGUAUGAUUGGCUACUUUAGUGUGCAAAUCAGGGAGAAGAAUAUACGUCAGUGUUCUUGUCCUAUCUGCAGUGAACCAAACAUGGAAGACCAAGAAAAUGCAGACACAUACUUCCAAUUUCUAGAUGUUGUGGUUCAUGAUUACUUAGGACCAGAAAUCCAUGAAUUGUUCCAGAAGAAAUUGACGGAUAUGUAUUUAAUGAAAAAUCCUAACUUCCGCUGGUGUUCUGUGUGUGAUUUUGGUUUCCUAUAUGAGAAUCCAAACAGACUGAAGAUGACUUGUCCUGAAUGCAAGAAAUAUACCUGUUUUAAAUGUAAAAAACCUUGGUUAGAUCAGCAUGAAGGACUUACUUGUGAACAGUUCCAAGCCUGGAAGGAGGAUAAUGACCCUGAUCACCAGGCAGCUGGGUUAGCUGCACACUUAAAAGAAUGCGGUAUAGACUGUCCUAAUUGCAAUUUUCGUUACGCCUUGGCCAAGGGUGGGUGCAUGCAUUUUAAAUGUACCCAGUGUCGCCAUGAGUUCUGUAGUGGCUGUUCUCAACCAUUUAAAAAGAACUGCACUAAACUUCGAAGCUGUGAGAAGAAAGGUCUUCAUGCACAUCACCCUAGAAAUUGUCUGUUCUACCUUCGUGAUGAGUCUAUUGAAGAUUUACAGAAACUGUUGAAGGAUCAUAAAAUAAACUUUAAUGUUGAGAAACCCCAGGUAGCUCAGCAAGGAGAUGUUGGUGAGCCACAAGGCGCUGCUGCUGUAGCUAUUGUUGCUGAUAGCAAAUGCACGGUAAUGGAGCAGAAGGAAACUAAUGAUGGAUUGAUUGAUGCAGCAUGUGGCAAGGAUGUACCUAAUGGAUAUGCUGGAUUAUGCAAGAUUCAUUACUGUGAGUACCUGGUUGAAAAAAUUACAAGCAAUCACAUAGAUCCUGCCAUAAUGUUUAAAGAAGAUGCUCUGAAAGUCAUUCUAAUGAGAAAUGAGGUGCCUGUGCCAGAUAGAAACAAGAAGGAAAACGAUCAACAUUACCGACAACGAUUACUUUUGUUGGUACAACAAAAGAUUCCACUGGAAAAUCGUUGA
Saccoglossus kowalevskii is the source of this 5124-nucleotide messenger RNA. RefSeq lists its product as uncharacterized. The record is from RefSeq and is a predicted model, not a curated record. Gene Ontology annotation, cellular component: LUBAC complex. Gene Ontology annotation, molecular function: K63-linked polyubiquitin modification-dependent protein binding; zinc ion binding; ubiquitin protein ligase activity. Gene Ontology annotation, biological process: protein linear polyubiquitination. NCBI's taxonomy places the organism in Eukaryota, Metazoa, Hemichordata, Enteropneusta, Harrimaniidae.